GAUCGCCGAACCGUGAGAUCCAAUCCAACGGCGACCGCCAACAUCUUCCCCCCAGCACUCCAUCGCCCGCCGCCCGCAGACCUCCCUCCUCCGGCGACCGGCCGCCCCUCGCCGCCAGAUCGGCGCCCCCCACGCCAUCCCCGCCUGCCCCCCCGGCAGAUCUACUACGCGGGCGCUGCCCCACCCCACCCGGCCGACGCCGGUCAUCCCUAGCCACGAUACAUAAUAGAUCAGUCUCUUGUUGGGAAGUGCGAUUAUUUUACUUCCAAUAGAUAGUUUGCUUUUGAGAAAUGGAAUCAUUUUAUCGUCAAUAAGAAUUCUGCUUCUGGGAGCUGGUGAAGAUGACUUGUGCAUAGAUCGAGCUUCAGUCUGAUGGAUUCUGACGACAAGAAGUUUGGCAAAGGACCUAGGGAGCUCACUGGUGCUGUUGAUUUAAUAAGUCAGUACAAAUUGCAGCCGCACCAUGAUUUCUUUUGCAAGAGGCCUUUGCCACUUGCAAUCUCAGAUACACAUUACCUUCACAAUGUUGUGGGGGACACUGAAAUUCGGAAAGGAGAAGGAAUGAAGCUAGACCAACUCGUUCAGAAUGCAUACUUAAGGGAUAAGCCUGCUUAUAUUAAGUCCUUUGAUAUGGAAACACUGGGGCAAGCAUUUCAGCUUCGAGAAACUGCUCCAGUAGAUUUACCCUCUGCUGAAAAAGGUAUACCUACUAUUUCGGGCAAACCGAAAAGUGAGUCCAAGGACAAAGAGAAAAAACACAAAAAGCACAAAGACAAAGAUAAAGACAGGGAGCAUAAGAAGCACAAACAUCGACAUAAGGAUCGGUCUAAAGACAAAGACAAGGACAAGGAUAAGAAAAAGGAUAAGCAUCAUGAGAAGAAGAGGAAGCAUGAGGGGACGGAGGAUUCGGCAGACGUGCAUAAGCACAAAAAAAGCAAGGUGAUGUACAAUUACUAUUUGCUUCCUGGUACAACAAAUUUCCUUGCAGCACAUUUUGUUGGUCUGUUAACAUGACUUAUCUGUGGCAGCAUAAGAGUUCCAAAACCGAUGAGAUGGGUAAUGGACUUAGUUAGCUACAGUUUUCUUCUUACUUCUAUUGUCAAUCAAUGUCAUAUUCUGUUAGAAGGAGGCUCAAAAGGUUUCUGUCACCAGACCUGCUACAGAUCAAUUGAUAUCAUGAAUGGCUGUUUAUUUGAAGGUGCUUCAGAUUAGGGUCUUGCCUGCUGCUAAUUAUGCUGUUCUUGCAGUGUGGACCUUGUGGAAAAUGUAACUUGUAACAUGGGACAAUCGAACUGUAUUUUGCAACUUUUUUGUCCCUCACUGACUAAAUUGGUUGCCUUGUAGGAACAUUUAGAUAGGACUUCUAAUGAGAUUUUCUCUCUUAAGAUUAGGAAAUCUGAAUAGGUGUUUUUUGAUGAGAUAAUUCGUAAGAGUAAGAGCAGCCAGCUAUUUCUUUUAGGUAGGACUUCUAAUGUGAUUUUCUUAAAGGUUAGAACAUCUGGGAAGUUUGUUUGUGAUGA
This is a messenger RNA of Triticum aestivum (bread wheat), 1520 nucleotides long. Its product is annotated as probable mediator of RNA polymerase II transcription subunit 19b. Gene Ontology annotation, molecular function: transcription factor binding; transcription coregulator activity. The transcript has 7 exons. The coding region runs from base 373 to 1014 and encodes 213 amino acids. Gene Ontology annotation, biological process: positive regulation of transcription by RNA polymerase II. Gene Ontology annotation, cellular component: mediator complex. Lineage: Eukaryota; Viridiplantae; Streptophyta; Magnoliopsida; Poales; Poaceae. The record is from RefSeq and is a predicted model, not a curated record.